This is a messenger RNA of Oncorhynchus gorbuscha (pink salmon), 6279 nucleotides long. Its product is annotated as thyroid hormone receptor-associated protein 3-like. The record is from RefSeq and is a predicted model, not a curated record. The transcript is spliced from 10 exons. Gene Ontology annotation, molecular function: mRNA binding; DNA binding; transcription coregulator activity. NCBI's taxonomy places the organism in Eukaryota, Metazoa, Chordata, Actinopteri, Salmoniformes, Salmonidae. Gene Ontology annotation, biological process: positive regulation of transcription by RNA polymerase II; mRNA processing. The coding region runs from base 1461 to 4304 and encodes 947 amino acids. Gene Ontology annotation, cellular component: exon-exon junction complex; mediator complex.
AUAUCUGUCACUCCCCUUGGUUCUUUCCUCAGGUGUUAUUGACUCUGUUUCAUGUCGGUGCGUUGUUUGUGUUUCGUGUUGGUUGGUUUAUUAAUGAAUUAAAACACUCACUCACUCCCUGAACUUGCUUCCCGACUCUCAGCGGACUCGUUACAGUCAAGGUGUCAUGUCAUAGCUGACACCCCAGUCUUUCUGCAGCUGUCCAUGGUGUUAUAUUUGAGUGUGCUUGGAAGGGGUUGCAGUGGUGCUGAAGCAUACACUUUCUGAUUUCCUGCCUCAACCCAUGCAUUUCCUGUGCUUUAUGUUGAGUUGGCACUCAUAUUAACUGCAGAGCGACAACAGCUUUCUGAUGGACUUACCCAGGGUCUAGUGCACUUUAUACAAAGGAAAUUGAUGUGUCUGGGAAAGAGCUCUGGUGCUGUGAUGGCCCACUUGCCUCAGUGAGACUUGGUUCUUGGCUAUUGUAACGAGUUCUCCCACUACUACACAGGCCUUUGACUUGCACCAGAAACAUUUCAGAAUGAUUUGCAUGACCCGCACCUCUCUGAUUCGGGAGGGGUUGGGUUAAAUGCGGAAGACACAUUUCAGUUGAAUGCAUUCAGUACAACUGACUAGGUAUCCCCUUUUCCCUUACUACGAUAUUGGCAUUCCUUAAUAGGCUACAUGUUCAACAUCUACCUAGUGCUUUUACUAUGAUGUGUAGCCCUAAAUGGAAAUGAAUCUGUCAUUCGGCUACAAUGUUCAUUUGCAAGGGAAACUAGUUUGAGUGUGACACCACCGGCCACUCUUGCUGCUGGCAGAAUUGUUUUGUGAAGUCUGAAAUGCAUGGCAGCUCUUCUCCGUGGAGUGGCACUGCAUGGCACUAUUAAGCCAUGGUCUUGAGUUCUAUGAGUUCAGAAAAGAGAUGGCUUGAACCUGCAAGUCAAUGCUGGACCUGGAUCGGCCUAUCACUGUUUACAGUGUAUGAAAUGUAACCCUCUCGCAGUACAAGACGGCACACGCACAAACAUGACUUAUUUUAGAUGUAAGCAUUCAAUGAAAUGUUCCUUCAUCAAAAGUACUGCAUUUACCCACAAAUCUUUAGCAUUUCAAGUGAAAUUUAAAUCCAAUGUAAAGAUAGCCUACAUUGUUUGGUUUGAAAAUGCUGUAUUAUGUAAUAUUAGGCCAUUUCCAUCACAAAACUGUGAUUUUAGCUGUCCUAAAUCCCUGUAUAUAGUAGCUGACUGACUGAAUUUCUCCUUUUAGCCUAUGUUUCUGGGCAGACUGGCCAGCCAGAGCAAUUGGCAAGUCGAGCCCCGUCCUUUUGCUUUGAAGGAUUAGACUAGACAUUUUUCCCAUAUGGCCCAUGUGACUGCCUCUUUCCACUAGUGCUCAGCAUAAGAGAUGCAGAGUGUCUUGCUUUCAAUGUGAGUGUGCAAUGCUGCUCGGUGCACUACCUUCUCAACUCACUCUUUAUUCCAAUGACAAAACACACUGGCUCUAGGUCCCGCACUCGCUCGCGCUCCAGAUCUCAUUCUCCAUCCCACAAUAACCGAGAGCGGAACUACCCGAGGGAGUACCAGAAUAAUAACCGCGAGUUCCGGGGCUACCACCGAGGCUUCCGGAGGCCUUACUACUUCAGAGGCCGAGGGCGUGGCUACUUCCCACGGGGACGCUUCCAGAGGGGUGGUGGAGGCGGCUAUAACAACUACCGCCCCAAUAAUUGGCAGAACUACAGGCAGCACCCCCAACAGCAGCAACAGCAACAACAACAACAGCAGCAGCAACAACCCCACAGCCCGAGACGGGGACGAUCCCGUACCCCUAAAAAGCGCUCUGGUAGCCCUCAUUCCCACAGCCACUCCAAGUACUCGGACCGCUCUUCCUCGCCCCGAUCCCGGCGCUCCCACCACUCCUCUUCCUCACAUUCCUCCUCUCCCACACGCAGGUCGGGAUCUGGGUCGGCUACGCAGAACUCUAAGGAUGUCAAGGAGGAGCGUUCUGCCUCCAAGGAGGUCCAGAAGAAAGGAGUAGGAGGAGGAGGACAUGGUGAGCCUGUGGAGAUCACAGGGGGGUCUGCAGGGCCUGAUGGGGGCGCCAGUGGGGACAGGCCCAAGGCUAACUGGCAGGGCGUGACGGAUCACAGCAACAGCACCAGCCCCAAGGGGUCAAGUCCUCAGGUGCGCUCAGCUGUUAUCAUUGGUCAGGGCGCUCCAGCUUCGACCCUGUCUAGUCCCUCUCCUAAAAGCACUAAUGCUAAUGGCCCCAAUUCCAAUGGUGCCCCCUCAUGGCAGAUUCAGACAGUGGGCAGUUCACCUUCCACCAAAAGCCCUUCUCAGAAAAGCCCCACACCUGUGUUCUCUGGCUUUGGCUUCUUCUCUAAAGAUGACAACCUGGCAGGAGAUAAAGCAGCUAUCUCUUCAGUGUUCAAAAGGUUCUUGGAAGAGCACAAUCAUAAGAAAACGCAGUCCAGUUGGGAGAAUGGCAGAGAGAUGAAAACCAAUGGUGGGGAUGUGGAGCGGGAGAAAGGGAAUGGCAUGAAGGCCUCUGGGGGCAUCUUUGACAGAGAGCCUGACAAAGGGGAGAACGAGAAGUACAAGGAAGACUUUGACGAUGAGGGGAAUGUGUCGUUGAACCGCUUCUUGAAAGCCUCCCCUUUCUUUUCCUGCGGUGGCGAGGAAGAGGAGUUGAUACCCAAGCCCCAUCCCAAGGUGCUCCGCAAAGAGCAUGACCGGGAGGACGAUGAGUCGCCCAAGCCAAAGAGCAAAGUCACCCUCUCGGCCCGCGAGCUAUUUGAGGAGCGCUUCGGCAAGUGGGAGGACCUGGCCUACAUGCAGGUGGCUGCCAAAGAUGAUGAUCUUGAUGCCAUGGCGGAGGAGAUUUACCGCAGCCGGAAGCAGGAGAAGGCUGCGGCCAUAGCUGCGGCCCUGGCCAAGAGAGAGGCCAUAGCGGGCAUGCUCAGAGGCUUCUCCCCGGAGAACGUCAGCAAAGACAGGAGGAAGGAGAAAGCUGCCUCCAGCCCGUCCCCCAUAUCCGCACCACGGAGGAACUCUGACCGAGAGAUGUUCAUGGUCAGGGGGGAGGACUCUCCCCCAAGGGCCUCUGAGAAAAGAGGAGCAGAGUUCAGUGUCAGAAUGGAUUCUCUCAGAGAUGACGUGGCAAGCUCCUCUGGUGUUAUGGUUGGUGAGCGACGGUUAUCACGGGAUCUUGUGCAUCCUACUAAAAAGGAGCAGGAGUUUCGCUCUUUCUUCCAGCACAUUCAGGCCACACAGUUACAAAGGAGUCCCUCAGAGCUGUUUGCACAGCACAUUGUCACCAUUGUCCACUACAUAAAAGCACAGCACUUUCCAUCCAACGGAAUUACUCUAAAUGAGCGAUUUGCCAUGUACCAAAGAAGAGCUGCACAAAAGGAAAUGAUGAAGCCAAGAAAGAGCCCAGAGAUACACAGGAUAAUUGAUGUUUCUCUCGGUGCUUUUAAGAAACACUCUCACCUGUUUGAGGGGAUGAAAAGCUCCGGGGAUGGCAGUUACAAGGACGAAGGUAAAAAAAUGAAGGGUGACUCAAUGGACCUUCGUCUGGAUAUUGAGCGCCGUAAAAAAUAUUCUACCCGGGAGAGAGAUUAUAAACAGGACGGGGGGAGAGAUUCAGGAGACUCCCCAGAGGCUAGCAUGGAGAGGUCCGCUGAGAAAUCCUCCAAGCACCACAAGAAGUCCAACUCUUCCUCCAGGAAAAACAAGAAGAAGCCAUCUCGCUCUCGCUCCUCCUCUUCAUCUGCCGAAUCUCACAGGGGAGGAGACUAUCCCCACAAGGAGCCUGAGCUCAAAGACGAGGGCUUUAACAAGGCCAGGCUGGGGCCUCGGGGGGACUAUGGCGGUCCCACGGAGAGGGGACGAGGACGCGGAGGCUUUCAAUUUAGAAUAAGAGGAAGGUGCUGGAACAGGGGAAAUUACCAGGAAAACAAUGCCAACGGUAAUCCCCCUAACAUGGGCAUACCAGUUCACCCCAAGAAUGAGGACUGGGACCCGGAGUACACCCCCAAGAGCCGAAAAUACUACUUGCAUGAUGACAGGGAGGGCGCGAGGAAGUGGGUGGACAACCGAGGACGGGGGAACUUCCUGCGUGGCAGCAGGGGCCGUUUCAUUAUCCGGAAGGCCAGCGUUGGCCCACCCAACAACCACACCAACAACACCAGCAGCCCCAAGUGGACACAUGACAAGUUCCAGGUCAACAGGGGGGAGGAGGAGGGCGAGCCCCAGGAAGAGGAAACGGAGAAGGACCACAAAGACCAGGAGAAGUCUGAAGACAUGGAAAACACUGAGCAGUGAGGGAGCUCAGGGAGAGUGAAACAUUGUACCAACACAGUGGCAAUGUUCUAUUAUCUCAAGUCAUCUGGGUCGUGUUCAGAUGGAUGAAAACAGACUGAAACAGGGGAGGAAAGGACUACCUGGACUUGUCCAGUAACGAACACUGUCCAAUAAGAAACUACCUGGACUUAUCCAAUAAGAAAAGACCCUGCUCUCAGCCUUUAUCCAUCAAAUGGCCGGACUUUGGGGAGAGUUGCCCGUGCACAAAUACAAACAUUAGGAAUCAAUCAGGACUCUCUUUGACACAAUAUCUUUACGCAACAUUAUGUUAUACUUUUGUCAGGGUAUAGCUAACUUGUGUUUUAUCUGCUUAUAGUAGAAACACUGUUAGACAGUGAACUGCUGUGUUGGAAUAGGAGAUAUACAUAACCAACCUCUGCGCUUGAUAGGUUAGCACUAUGAACAGUGCAUUGUGGGGUGUUAUGUCUCUUAGUACAGGGCUGAUGCAACAUUGCAUAACACUUUUUUUAUAUCUUGUUGCGAGAAUGUCACACCUUUUUGCAGAGCAUGACAAGAGGAUAUUUUUGUGCCAUAGAUUUGUUCAAAUAUGUCAGACACAUAUUUAUCUAAUUAAAUUACUUUUGAGGCCAAACUGAUUAAUACUAGAAGAUCAACAGUUUAUUUAUUUAUUAUAUAGUAGUGAUAAAUCAUACACUAUUAUACAGUAGAUAUAUUUUUAGACUAGUUUAGCCAUCAACCUCAGAAAAUGCAGUAUGCUGUUUUAGGUUUCAACAAUGUAACCUAUGGAUUCAAAUACGUAACCUGCAUGUUCAACUACGUGACAUACGUAGUUGUUUUCAAAUUCAACUACGUAACAUUCAACUUUGUAGCCUGGUAGAAUCUAAAAACAUGCUAAAGUACAGCAAGAAGCAAUCGAAUCCCCUUUUUACAUGACAACUGGGCCAGUUCCUAAUGGUCUAUAUGGUUUAGAUCGUAUGGUUUAUAGUGGUCUUGCUAGUCCAGCAUCUUGCAAAUGACCCCUCUGACAAUGGGACCAAAUCGGGUCAAAGGUUCUAUUCUACAGACCUGCAUUGUGGAGUGAAACAAGAGGCUCAGCAGUGGUGGAAAAAGUACCCAAUCGUCAUACUUGAGUAAAAGUAAAGAUACCUUAAUAGAAAAUGACUCAAGUAAAAGUUGAGUCUCCCAGUAAAAUUCUACUUGAGUGCGUGAAUUGGGCCAUUUUCCUGUCCUGCUAAGCAUUCAAAUGUAAAGAGUACUUUUGGGUGUCAGGGAAAAUGUGUGGAGUAAAAAGUACAUUGUUUUCUUUAGGAAUGUAGUGAAGUCAAAAUUAUAAAUAGUAAAGUACAGAUACCCAAAAAAACAAAUACAAAUACUUUAAAGUACUACCUAAAUACUUUACACCACUGGCAAACAGAGACUGUUAAAUAAAAUGAAUUGGCAUACCCUGUCUGCAAAGUCACAAUAGGCUACCUGGAUGUUUGUUAUCAUGUCUAGUUUGUUGAGAAUCCUGUAUUGAAUUGUUAUAUCUUGUACAUUUCAGAACUGUUAACAUGGUCUUGGGUUGGGUGUGUACUACUUAUUAAUGUCUCACCAAUGGAAGUCUGUGCCUCAGAAAUACCUGUGCAAAGGCAUUCAACUUUUGAUUAGACGACACAAUUUGUAAUCAUUUGUAGUAAUUAAUGCUUCCUUUGUAUAUUAAGAAAAAUUGGUGAUUGGUUAGAUCAUGGCACACUCAAUGCUUUGAUGUGAUAGUUUUUCUUCAUUGAAUGGGGACUUUCCCCCUUGUGUAACGUCUAUGUUAAGUUUGGAUUGCAGAGUAGACUGUGUGGGGUGCACUCUUUAAUGUGCAUGAUACACUUUGUGGUUGACACAUUCAUGUUCAAUUCUAUGUGGUUGGGGGCAAUAAUCUUUUUUAAAUGGUUCCUGUAGCCAAUGUUUUUCAGAUGUAAAUUAAAAAGGACUUUGGUUAAUUUAA